Alternaria alternata is the source of this 1151-nucleotide messenger RNA. RefSeq lists its product as hypothetical. The transcript has 4 exons. Gene Ontology annotation, molecular function: proton transmembrane transporter activity. The coding region runs from base 43 to 771 and encodes 242 amino acids. NCBI's taxonomy places the organism in Eukaryota, Fungi, Ascomycota, Dothideomycetes, Pleosporales, Pleosporaceae. The record is from RefSeq and is a predicted model, not a curated record. Gene Ontology annotation, biological process: proton motive force-driven ATP synthesis.
CGACGACAAAGCACCCCAACUCCCCACUCUCAUCAGACAGCCAUGGCCUCUCGUCUUGCAAGGAGCGCGGUCGGCGCCGCCCGUCUCCGCCCAUCGCUCCCUCUCCGCGCCCUGCCCUCCAUCGCCGUCCAGGUCCGCUAUCAGUCCAACCUGCCCCAGGAGGACCCCAAGAAGAAGGCCCAGUCCGUCCUCGACGCGAUACCCGUCCCCGGCAACAGCCCCCUCACCAAGGCCGCCGUCCUCUCCGCGGGAGCCGGUCUCAGUGUCGCCGCUAUCAGCAACGAGCUCUACGUCGUCAACGAGGAGUCUAUUGUCGCCCUCUCGCUCCUUACCAUCUUCUGGGCCGUUGCCAAGUACGCUGGACCUGCUUGGGGAGACUAUGCGCAACAGCAGGUCGACAAGAUCUCGGGUAUCUUGAACGCUGCCCGCCAGGACCACACCACCGCUGUCAAGCAGCGCAUCGAGAGCGUCCAGGACCUCGGCGGUGUCAUUGACAUCACCAAGACCCUGUUCGAGGUUUCCAAGGAGACCGCCCAGCUUGAGGCUCAGGCUUUCGAGCUCGAGCAGAAGACUGCCAUCGCCGCCGAGGCCAAGUCUGUCCUCGACUCGUGGGUCCGCUACGAGGGCCAGGUCAAGCAGAGGCAGCAGAAGGAGCUUGCCGAGUCCAUCAUCGCCAAGAUUGAGAAGGAGCUCGACAACCCCAAGACCCUCAAGCAAAUCCUUGACCAGAGCGUCACUGACAUUGAGAGGAUCGUUUCCCAGAAGGCAUAAGCGUCCUAUAGCAUCCACCAGUCAAGCCAUUCAAUGUUAUAUAAAUCUGUGCAAUAGUCAAGCUCGUCCAAUAUAGAGAGAGUACCCCAGGCUUGGGAAAAGGCCGAAAUUGAUCUUGUUCUGUCUCCUGAAAUCUUGUGUUUCGCCAAGCGAAAGAUGGUAGGGAUUUAGCAAAAUAUCGUUUGAACCUGUGUACUACAUGUCCCAAGGCGGGUUGAAGUAGCCUCCCCACUUGACUAAAUGUAUCCCUCACUUACCUCUAGUACCCUCGCACCCCAUACAAGGGGAGAACCGAACAGGUAUAGAGAUAACAACCCUUACCUUGCGGCUUACAAUAGCUUCUAAUAAGAAAACUUAUAAAGAUAAGUAUUAUCGUAGAC